Messenger RNA from Peniophora sp. CBMAI 1063, 1509 nucleotides. NCBI's taxonomy places the organism in Eukaryota, Fungi, Basidiomycota, Agaricomycetes, Russulales, Peniophoraceae. The record is from the annotation of a GenBank genome assembly.
AUGGCUGAACACCAUACUUCACAUACCUUGGACCCCCUGACAUCGGCGCCGCUACGCUCUCUCGCUCUAGAAACCAUCCAGGAAAUCGUAUUCGAGGUUUUCGAAACGGAUCGACCACAGGUUGUCUUGCCGCAGGGCAAGAUGAUCAAACCGGGAUACUACAGUCUCAUGUGGUCCUUUCCAUUGCUCAGGCGUGCUGCUCUUGCCUAUCCCUCGUUAUGGGCGAGACAUGCAACAGAUGUCCCGAUACCAGAAGUCAUCGAACUCGCAAUCGCUCGCGCCCAGGAGGCUCCCCUUCACAUAGACUUGGGUUCUGGCUCCCCGAACCAUAAAACAGUUGCUUGGUCUCCACCCGAAGGCAUGGAUAUCGUCGGCUGGCUGAUGUCGAGAUCGAAGCUUGUCGCCCGCGUGGCUUACUUAGCUCUCGACGCACACUAUUCCGCUUGCUUCAUGAGGAGAGGACCGAUGGGCUCAUUUCCCGCGCAGUUAUGUACGAAGGACUGGUCCAGCCUCAAGUACGUCUCACUCAAGAACAUGCGGCUCCCCGGUCCCUUCUCGAAUGCGCCGCUGAAUGUUUACCAACACGAGGCUUGCGAAGGAUCUCUCAGCAACUGUGAUAUAGGCAAGAUCGUGCGCGACGUCUUUACACCCUGUGCGAGCACCCUCAGGAAAAUCGUAGUGAAAACAGCGGUGGAAUAUCUCUCUCCAUUAUCAACACUCGAUCACUCUCUUUGUGAACCAGUCAUGUUAUCUCAUUUGACAUCCAUCACCUUCGGAACGUUUAGUAUGGAUCAUGCGCUAUGGCUAUUCGACGCCGUGAGAAUGGACUGCGAUACGCUCAAGCAUAUGCAAUUAACUAUUGUGCAUGUCUCACCCACGCCGGACGCAAUGAUCAGGCUGAUGGGCGCCCUACCCUGUAUACACGGUCGCUGCGAUACUUUCCGUGUGAAGGUUUCGAAGGAGUUCAAACCCUUCAACUUCAAUCUGCAGGUCGAGGCCUGGCGACGAGCUAAUGCCCAAUGCAACAAGCCACUGCCGGUGAAGACGGAUGUACCUCCUGACUUCGACAUCAACAUAAAAUGCGACCUGCCAUGGGACUCUCAACUUCCCGUAAGUGAGCAUUGGGAGUAUGCGUUUGCACACAUCCUCCGGAAGAUGGCCUGUGCGGAAGGUUCAAGAGUGUUGCUCAUCGAUGACUCAUUUUGGCCCCAAGUGCCUUAUGACACUGAUUGGGACGUGCUGUACAAGACAGGCGCACGUUUUGUCACCCCAUACACUCCCGCGCACUCUUACAUUCGGAGAGGUCUUGGUAGAGACGGCGAAGCUCUUGUAGAGGAUGAUGGCACCGCGGACGACGAUGAUACCGCGGAUGAUGAUGAUGGCACGGACGACAAUGACAAUGGCUGGGGAAACGAUGAUAACAAUCAAUGGCUGAUGGACAGGCAGUUCCAGACCGGGCCAUACGACGAGGAGGACAUGAAGGUGCUCCGGGACAUGUCGGUGUUAUAA